Messenger RNA from Exserohilum turcica Et28A, 516 nucleotides. RefSeq lists its product as uncharacterized. NCBI's taxonomy places the organism in Eukaryota, Fungi, Ascomycota, Dothideomycetes, Pleosporales, Pleosporaceae. The annotation marks the transcript as partial. The record is from RefSeq and is a predicted model, not a curated record. The transcript has 2 exons.
GUCAACAACGAGAUUUUGCACCACGAAAACACUAAUCUACGAGAAGUACUUGCUAUCAAAAAUCAUCUAAAGAAGCAAAAGAAGCCUCUAGAGCUCCAGCAAAGCAAGCAGUAUCAUACUCCGGCGGUGGUGUGGAGUCCUAGGACAAUAGAAGAUGCGAGAGCUCAAGAACACGAGGCAAGGACUGCGCGGGAGUUAAAGAAAAUAGCGAGGGAUAAAGAGAGAGAAGUGAGGGCCAAAGAACUCCAGUUAAGACGCGCCCAAAAAGCUCGCGAUCGCGCAGUCGCAACUUCAAAAAAAGCUCGCAAUAAGCAAAAUAUACCUAAACAAAAAGCUUCAUCGUCUCAAAAGUCAAAAAAGUCAAAGGGUGGUGGUGAUGCAGGCAGCCAAAGUGGUGGUGCGUCUGCAUCGUCGGCUGCGCAGCCCACCACCAAAACAACGAUGCGCGGCCGCAACAUCAAACUGCCAAAGAAAUUUGAGUAGAUAGGAUUGUUUUUUGAACUAUUUAGACUACUC